Molecule: messenger RNA, 1647 nt
Organism: Coccomyxa subellipsoidea C-169
Lineage: Eukaryota; Viridiplantae; Chlorophyta; Trebouxiophyceae; Coccomyxaceae
Product: amino acid transporter
Exons: 9
Coding region: 1-1647 (548 amino acids)
Biological process (GO): transmembrane transport; amino acid transport
Cellular component (GO): plasma membrane
Molecular function (GO): amino acid transmembrane transporter activity
Source: RefSeq, a predicted model, not a curated record
AUGGGCGAUGAAAGAUCCUGGGGCGAGUUUGAAGAUCCUCGCUCCUAUUUCAGAUCUCUGAAGAACAGCCUUGCGUCAGGGUAUUCCUUCAAGCCCAGAUCCUUCAAGGAGGAGGACAGGGAUAGGAUCGAGGGAGGUCGCAAUUUUAAGCGCACCCUCACGUCCCUGCAGCUCAUCUGCCUGGGCAUAGGCAAUGUUGUUGGUGCGGGGAUUUCCGUGACCACUGGGAGAGUAGCACACAGUCAGGCAGGGCCGGCAGUGAUCAUCAGCUUUGCCAUUGCAGCCAUUUCAGCACUGCUGUCCGCUCUCUGCUAUGCGGAGUUUGCAACUGAGGUCCCGGUCACAGGAGGCGCUUUCAGCUACACUACCCUCACUUUCGGCCCCUUGAUCGGAUGGGUGGUGGGUACAAAUCUGAUCAUCCCGCACAUUGUGGGCAAUGCCGGGGUGCUCAGGAAUUUCAGCGCCUACCUGUCACAGCUCCUCAACGUGGACUCAAAGACAGACCUCCAGGUCCACACAUCAGGCGGCCUGGACCUGGAUUUCUUGGCAUUUGGGCUGUCGCUGGGUCUUACUCUGCUGCUCAUCCUUGGGACUCAUGAGAGUUCCCUGUUCAAUCUCGUUGUGACGGUUGCGCACGUCGCAGUAAUUGUUUUCGUGAUCGUUGUGGGCUUGACGCAAGCGAAGGCUGCCAACAUGCAGCCUUUCGCGCCGUUCGGGGUGAGAGGGAUAUUUGAUGGGGCGACUGCGGCGUUCUUUGCAUACAUUGGCGCUGAUGCACUUGCAAAUACUGCAGAAGAGGUGGUGAACCCCAAGAAGGACCUGCCGAUUGGACUACUUGGAUCUCUGGGAGUGGUGACCCUCCUAUACAUGCUCAUGAGUGCGACCAUUGUGCUCAUGGUGCCCUAUGUGGACAUCAGCCCCAAGGCAGCCUUUGCAGCCGCCUUCCAGAGCACCGGGCUGCCGUGGGCGCGGUACAUAGUGGCGGUGGGUGCGCUGGCCGGCAUCCUGACAGGGCCCCUGGUGGGUUUCUAUGCGGGGGCACGCAUCAUUUGCAUACUUGGACGCCAACAUCUCAUUCCCCCGGUCUUUGCGCGCAUCAACCCUCGCUUCGGUACCCCCGUCAUUGCCACCGCAGUUCAGGGGAUUGCAGUCUCCGUGAUCACGCUGUUCACCCCGUUUGAGUACCUGUCGGACAUGACGUCCAUCUCCAGCCUGUUUGGCUUCUUUGUGGUUGCCCUGGCGCUGCUGUGGCGGCGAUACUAUGGAGUGGCUGGGCGCGCCAAGGGGGCCAACCCCUGGCUCCCCGGCCUACUGCUUGCCUGGCUUGCCGUCAGCGGGAUCGGGCUGAGCGUGUACUACCAGUCGAGCGACGGUUGGGGCGGCCUGGCCGGCUUUGGCGCCAGCGCAGUAGCGGCCACCGCGUCGCUGCAAGCAUUCGCGCGGCAGACGCACCUGCCCGGGCCGGGCAGCUUUGCCGUGCCCGCCUGGCCAUGGGUGCCCGCAGCUUCCCUGGUGCUCAAUACCUUCCUGUUGGGCUCUAUCAGCGCCGCGGCCUGGGCCAGGUUUGGAGUGUGGCUGGCGGGGACUCUGGUGGUCUACUUUGUGUACAGCCUGCCUGCCUCCUACGCGCACCACACCUCCAGGUAG